Molecule: messenger RNA, 2764 nt
Organism: Falco peregrinus (peregrine falcon)
Lineage: Eukaryota; Metazoa; Chordata; Aves; Falconiformes; Falconidae
Gene: GLB1L
Product: galactosidase beta 1 like
Exons: 17
Coding region: 643-2730 (695 amino acids)
Biological process (GO): carbohydrate metabolic process
Cellular component (GO): vacuole
Molecular function (GO): beta-galactosidase activity
Source: RefSeq, a predicted model, not a curated record
GCGUCACCCGCCGGGCGGGGCGCUGCGGCGUUCCCGAGCCCCGGUGCCGCCGCGGUGGGGUUCUCACGCUCCGUCCCGCGGAGCUGACGGGCCGCGGGCGGAGCGGAGCGGGGCGGAGAGCAGCGCCGAGUCGAGCCCCAGGCGCGCCCCCGCACCGUGACCGGGUGGAACGCGGUGACCCCGGCGCCGCGGCACCUCCCGGCUGCGGGCGGUGGCGGCGGCAGCCCGCAGCCUCGGCACUCCCCGGAGCUGGCCUCGACAGCAGCAGCAGCAGCACCCCGGCCGGAGCUAUACCCGAGGUCUCCAUCACCACCUCUCCUGAUGAAGCGAGUGGGCAGAGCUCCCUCGAAGGCAUUUUGUCUGGUGGUGACACUUCCAUGAGUCAUCUUGUCCCUCUACGUGUGUCACCCACCACCCCGGGGGGCACGGGGGUGUGCCUGCCGGCUGGAGCUGGCUCUGGUGGCAGGGGCACUGCCUGCACCCUGCUGGGGGGGCUUUGAGGGGAAUGAAGUGUGGCUGGCCCAGGUGUGAGGGGCUGAGCCACCCACCCCUCAUCCCUCGUUCCUUCCCCUCCAGCUGUUCCAGCUGUCUGCACUUAGGACCUGGAGGAAGCACCCGGCGCUGGCCAAGAGGGAUCAUGUGAUGGUGGUGUCCACGUCUCCCUUUGUCCCCUAUCCUGGGCUUGCUGACCUCCCAGCGAGGAUGGGACUGCCAGCUCUUGCCCUGCUGCUGGCAUCGGGGCUGCUGCACACGCAGGCCUCCUCUCCGGCACACUCCUUCCAGCUGGAUUAUGAGGAGAACUGCUUUCGCAAGGAUGGUGCCCCUUUCCGCUACAUCUCAGGCAGCAUCCACUAUGCCCGUGUCCCACGCCCUGCCUGGAGGGACCGGCUCCUCAAGAUGUACAUGAGUGGGCUUAGCGCUGUGCAGGUCUAUGUCCCCUGGAACUACCAUGAGCCACUGCCAGGGGUUUAUGACUUUGCUGGGGACCGGGAUGUGGAAGCCUUCCUCGACUUGACAGCUGAGCUGGGGCUUCUGGUGAUCCUGCGGCCAGGGCCCUACAUCUGUGCAGAGUGGGAGAUGGGUGGCCUGCCUGCCUGGCUGCUGUGGAAACCAGACAUUGUCCUGCGCUCCUCUGACCCUGACUACCUGGCAGCCGUGGACUCCUGGCUCCAUGUCCUGCUACCCAAGAUCAAGCCACGCCUGUACCAGCAUGGAGGGAACAUCAUCAGUGUGCAGCCCCUGCCCUGCUCACAGGUGGAGAAUGAAUAUGGGAGCUACUAUGCCUGUGACUAUGGGUACCUGCGGCACCUGCUGGGCUCCUUUCGCGCACUGCUGGGGAGUGAGGUGCUGCUCUUCACCACCGACAGCAUACAGGCCGAGGAGCUGCGCUGUGGCACGCUGCAGGGGCUCUAUGCCACCAUCGACUUUGGGCCAGACUCCAAUGUGACAGAGGCGUUUGGUGCCCAGCGCCGGGUGGAGCCGAGGGGGCCCCUGGUGAACUCCGAGUACUACACGGGCUGGCUGGACUACUGGGGAGAGGCGCACGCCAGCACCAGCUCGGCUAGUGUGGCCCGGGGGCUGGAGGACAUGUUGCAGCUGGGAGCCAAUGUCAACAUGGCUUGGGCAGGGCUGGGACUGUGGCUGCAGCAGGGAGGGAGCGGUGCCUGGAGAGCACCCACAGGGUCCGUGGAGGUGGUGACAGAGCUCUUUGGGGUGUCCUGCAGGUACAUGUUCCAUGGGGGAACGAACUUUGUCUACUGGAGUGGUGCUGACUUCAAGGACCAGUACAAACCAGUGACCACCAGCUACGACUAUGAUGCCCCCCUCUCAGAGGCGGGAGACCCCACCGAGAAGCUGUUUGCCAUCCGCACAGUCAUCAGCAAGUUCCAGUCCCUGCCAGUUGGUCCGAUGCCACCUGCCACCCUGAAGUACGCCUACGGCUGGGUGGCUCUGCGGAAGUAUGCCGACCUCCUGGAUGUCUUGGAUGUGCUGUGCCCCUCCGGGCCCAUUCAGAGCCAGUUCCCCCUCACCUUUGAGGCUAUAAAGCAGGCCCAUGGCUUCGUGCUGUACCGCACACAGCUGCCCUGGGACGUCCUGGACCCAGCUGUGCUGGGCACUCCUCCGCACCACGUCUGCGACCGUGGCUAUGUGAUGCUGCAGAAGGAGUACCGGGGGACGCUGGAGCGGGAUGGGCAGACAACACUGUGUGUGACAGGCAGAGCUGGGGAAACCCUGGAUGUGCUCCUGGAGAACAUGGGCAGGAUCAGCUUCGGGGCCAACGUCAGUGACUUCAAGGGCUUCCUGGGGAACCUCUCCUUGGACUCCAGCCCUCUCAGCAACUGGCUGAUCUAUCCCCUGGCCAUAGACACUGCCGUCCAGCAGGGCUGGCCACACACUGCUCCACCACAAUCAAGCAGUGGGGGCAGAGCAGGGCCAGCCUUCUAUACUGGGACCUUUGAGACCCCUGGCAUCGCCUGGGACACCUUCGUGAAGUUCCCAGGUUGGAGCAAGGGCCAGCUGUGGAUAAAUGGCUUCAACCUGGGCCGGUACUGGCCCCGCCGUGGGCCACAGCAGACCCUCUUCGUGCCCGGCUCUGUGCUGCACGUUGGCCGCCCCAACAACAUCACAGUGCUGGAGCUGGAAGGGGCACCCUCCACCCCUCUCCUGCUCUUCCUUGACCGACCCCUUUUCAACAGGACCCUCAGCCACGGCACUGCAGUAACAGAAUAAACACGGGGCUGCCAGGUACAGGCAGCACUUCUCA